AUGGCUCGUCAUCCAUGGAAGAAGUUAUUAUGGUUGAAACAGGAUUAUGCGGAUAACUACACAGAUUCAUCCUUCUUAUCUCAACUAAAGAAAAAUACCACGGUGGCUAAUUACUCUUACUUUAAACUGGUCAAUGACUUUGCUCUUAUUGUACUACAUUCCUCCACAAUUGUUCUAGUGUCAAUAGUGUUCUAUGGAGUGUACCAUGAGAAUUGGAACCCCGUGAUCCCAACACUAGUAUCCACUUCAAUUACUUUCAUCUUCUGGGUGGUGUAUAUGGUCAUCAGUUAUAUCAACCACUUAGAAGUAGCAUCUGUUGUGGGCACUUUGAAGUCUUCACUGCUUAUCCUCUUCAUUUUGCUUACCUUGUCUCCAGUUUUGAAAAGUUUAACCGAUUCUACGUCCUCUGAUUCCAUUUGGGCAUUGAGUUGUUGGAUCUGUGUGGUCAAUGUGCUGUUCAAUGAUUAUGUGAUAGAAUUCUCUGGAGCAACUCAUACCUCAAACUUAUCGAAGAAUUUGGCCCUCUCCAAUGCUAUACUCCUUGCAUCAAGACUCUAUUCCAAUCUGGCGGCCUUCAGUUUUAUCUUGUUCUGCAUACAGGUCCAAGGGCUCUUCCCAAUGUUCAACAACUUCACUCGUAGGUGUCAGAUGCUUGCUUUUCACAGAUUUCAGCUCAUAGCUAUCGUUGGUGGAGUGAACUACCUAGUCUACUCAAUAUUAGGAAUGAGCGCUCUUAGCUGCUGGGCAGCUCUACAAGGAAUCAUUCUUUUUGUUGGUCCAUCAUACUUUAUUAGGUUACAGAAAUACAAAGAGGAGCUGCAAGGACCUUGGGACCCAGUUAAACCAAGGAUAAGUGUAGCAUAA
Molecule: messenger RNA, 864 nt
Organism: Komagataella phaffii GS115
Lineage: Eukaryota; Fungi; Ascomycota; Pichiomycetes; Pichiales; Pichiaceae
Exons: 1
Coding region: 1-864 (287 amino acids)
Biological process (GO): GPI anchor biosynthetic process
Cellular component (GO): membrane; glycosylphosphatidylinositol-N-acetylglucosaminyltransferase (GPI-GnT) complex
Source: RefSeq, a predicted model, not a curated record